UCAAAUUUCCAAACCUCAAAUGUUUAUCUAAAACCCCUACCCCUUGAAAACUAGAUCCUCUGCAAUCGAGAAGGCUUUGCAGAUUUCUUCAGUUUCCAUAAGAAAAAUGGUGAUUGUAACAGGUUCAAUCGCUUCUUGUUCCAAGGAUCAUCAAAAAAUCUAUCAACAAUGGUUCAACUAUGUCGAUUCAGAUGGUGAUGGUCGGAUAACUGGUGAUGAAGCAAAGAAGUUUUUUGCUACGUCGAAUAUUGAGAAUCCUGAACUUAAGCAGGUUUGGGCAAUUGCAGAUUCCAAGCGUCAAGGAUUUUUAGGUUUUAAAGAGUUCAUCACUGCUAUGCAGUUGCUCUCUCUGGCACAAGCGGGACAUGAAUUAAAUGCAGAUUUACUGAGAACUACAGUUGAUGCAGAGCUUCUAGAACCUCCGGUGAUGGAAGGUUUGGAUUCACUUCUUGUGAAGCAUAGGGAUUCAAGAACCAAUGGUGUCCCUGAAACAAAUGACAUUUUGACAGUGCAACAUGUGCCACCAAAGAAUUUUUUUGCCUCAAGACUCCGUAAGAAGACAUCUUGCCACGUAUCCCUUGAUAAAGUCACAUCUAUAGUUGAUGGAUUGAAGAGAUUGUAUAACGAAAAGCUAAAGCCAUUAGAAGUUGCUUACCGUUACAAUGAUUUUGCAUCUCCUUUAUUGACAAAUAGUGACUUCGAUGCGAAACCUAUGGUAAUGCUUCUUGGUCAGUACUCAACUGGGAAGACAACAUUUAUCAAGCAUCUUCUUAAAUGCAACUACCCAGGAGCUCAUAUUGGCCCUGAGCCUACAACGGACAGAUUUAUCGUUGUUAUGGGUGGGCCUGAUGAGAGAAGUGUACCUGGAAACACCAUUGCUGUACAGGCAGAUAUGCCGUUCAAUGCACUCACUACUUUUGGAGGAGCAUUUCUAUCAAAAUUUGAAUGUUCUCAAAUGGCACAUCCUCUUUUGGAGCAUAUCACAUUUGUUGACACUCCUGGAGUUCUAUCAGGAGAGAAGCAGCGCACACAAAGAAGUUAUGACUUCACCGGGGUGAUAAAGUGGUUUGCAGAAAAAUGUGAUCUUAUUCUCCUUCUCUUUGACCCUCAUAAACUUGAUAUAAGUGAUGAAUUCAAGCGAGUGAUCUCGUCUUUACGUGGUCAAGAUGAUAAGAUUCGUGUUGUACUUAACAAGGCAGACCAAGUUGAUACUCAACAAUUGAUGCGAGUUUAUGGUGCAUUGAUGUGGUCACUUGGAAAAGUACUCAACACACCCGAAGUGGCGCGCGUUUACAUUGGAUCAUUCAAUGACAAACCAAUCAAUGAAGAAUCAGUUGAUUCCAUGGGCAAGGAGCUUUUUGAAAAAGAACAGGAUGACCUCCUUAUAGACUUGAUUGACAUUCCAAAAAAGGCUUGUGAUCGUCAGAUCAACGAGUUUGUUAAACGUGCUCGAGCUGCGAAGAUACAUGCUUACAUAAUCAGCCAAUUGAAAAAAGAAAUGCCUACCAUGAUGGGCAAAUCUAAAGCUCAGCAGAAGCUCAUGAAGAAUCUUGAAGAUGUAUUCGCAAAGGUUCAAAGGGAGUUUCAUCUACCAGCGGGUGAUUUCCCUGAUGUGGAGCAUUUUAGGCAAGUUCUGGGUGCUUAUAACAUCGACAAGUUCGAAAAAUUGAAGCCAAAGAUGAUUCAAGCUGUGGAUGACAUGCUUGGAUAUGAUAUUCCAGAUCUCCUGAAAAACUUUAGAAAUCCUUAUGAUCAAAAAUAGGUUUGUUGGUUCUUUUGGGAUUAAACCUUUUAUGAUGGAUUUCUUAUCCAUUUUCUGUUUUCAAUUCGUUGUAUUUUUCUGAAAGUUUUGCCAUUUUCGUGAUGGGGCUUUGAAUGGAA
This is a messenger RNA of Cynara cardunculus var. scolymus (artichoke), 1881 nucleotides long. Its product is annotated as EH domain-containing protein 1-like. Bases 107 to 1762 code for a protein of 551 amino acids. Lineage: Eukaryota; Viridiplantae; Streptophyta; Magnoliopsida; Asterales; Asteraceae. Gene Ontology annotation, cellular component: plasma membrane; cytoplasm; intracellular membrane-bounded organelle. The record is from RefSeq and is a predicted model, not a curated record. The transcript is spliced from 16 exons. Gene Ontology annotation, molecular function: protein binding; GTP binding; calcium ion binding. Gene Ontology annotation, biological process: endocytosis; endosomal transport.